AUGAUAACUUGGGAAAUUGUUCAUUUAUUAAUAUUAACUGGAUUUGCAUCAACAUUUUGGUUGGAACAUCCACAAAAAAAAAUUGGUGCUAAUAUUCAAAUGCAAGUUAAGAAAGAUAACCAACAAUUAAUGGAUUGUAAGAUAAAAAUAGUUAAGAAAGAUAGCCAACAAUUAAUGGAUCGUAGAUAA
Messenger RNA from Entrophospora candida, 189 nucleotides. The record is from the annotation of a GenBank genome assembly. NCBI's taxonomy places the organism in Eukaryota, Fungi, Glomeromycota, Glomeromycetes, Entrophosporales, Entrophosporaceae.